Penicillium salamii is the source of this 360-nucleotide messenger RNA. NCBI's taxonomy places the organism in Eukaryota, Fungi, Ascomycota, Eurotiomycetes, Eurotiales, Aspergillaceae. The record is from the annotation of a GenBank genome assembly.
AUGGUCAAGAAGAGGGCGAACAACGGUCGCAACAAGAACGGCCGCGGCCACGUUAAGCCCGUGCGCUGCUCCAACUGCGCUCGCUGCGUUCCCAAGGACAAGGCUAUCAAGCGUUUCACCAUCCGCAACAUGGUUGAGUCCGCUGCCAUCCGUGAUAUCUCCGAUGCCUCCGUCUUCGCUGAGUACGCCGUCCCCAAGAUGUACCUCAAGCUCCAGUACUGUGUGUCUUGCGCCAUUCACGGAAAGAUUGUCCGUGUUCGUUCCCGUGACGGCCGCCGCAACCGUGCUCCCCCUCCUCGCAUCCGCUUCAACAAGGACGGCAAGAAGCUCCAGCCCCCUACUGCCGCCAAGGCUUUGUAA